This is a messenger RNA of Syngnathus typhle (broad-nosed pipefish), 3120 nucleotides long. RefSeq lists its product as uncharacterized. Gene Ontology annotation, cellular component: nucleus. The coding region runs from base 264 to 2900 and encodes 878 amino acids. Gene Ontology annotation, molecular function: RNA binding. NCBI's taxonomy places the organism in Eukaryota, Metazoa, Chordata, Actinopteri, Syngnathiformes, Syngnathidae. The record is from RefSeq and is a predicted model, not a curated record. The transcript is spliced from 24 exons. Gene Ontology annotation, biological process: RNA processing.
UUUGUGUGAUGACGUGAGAUUUUGUCAAUGUAAAAAUAGUCCUUUGGCUGCGUAAAUUGUGAAACACUGACGUCGGUGAUAAGCGAACCCUGAGUGAGCCGAACAAAGAGUGAAAUGCCCAGCUCAUGAAUAUGUAUUAGCUCUCAAUGUUUCCGACUGAACUCCACUCGUCUGUAUAUUCCGCUAUGUUGUAGCAUGUCGGUAUUAUCCGCGAUCGUCGCUGCCAGGAUGGUGAAGCAGUAACACAAAACACUUUUUCAAGAAUGGCUGACAAAAAGGUAAACACUGUCACCCCAGUCAAAACUCUAACAAGGAAGGAGAAAGAAGUGCGAAAGAAAAAGGAGCAGGAAAAGGCUGCUGUUGUUUUUGAAGAAUUUUUAGCAUCAUUCGAGCCCAACCAAAAAAGUGGAGUGAAAACCUUUGUCCGCGGAGGCAUUGUGAAUCCAACAAAAGAUGAGGAAGCAGCGGAGGCCAACAAAAGUCGGCUUUAUCGACCUGCCUCAAAGUUUGUUCCCCUAUCAGACGAUGGCGGACCUGAGUCAUCAGAGAGCAGAAAAUCUGCUUUUAAAAGAAAGGCAGACGAAAAGAAGAAGAGUAACUUAGAGCUCUUCAAAGAGGAACUUAAGCUAAUUCAGGAAGAACGUGAGGAGAGACACAAAAGAAAGCAAAAUGAACCAGCUAGUGGAGGCGGAUCCGGACUCCUGGAAUCACCGUUGUUAGGACGGCCAGUGUGUUCCACAGUGUUUUAUGAUGACCCAACGAUACCGACCACCACCAAUCUAUACAUCAGCUGUAUCAGUCCAAAGAUGAAUGAGGAGAUACUUUGCAAAGAGUUUGGUAAGUACGGUCCUCUGGCCAGCGUGAAGAUAAUGUGGCCCCGCACAGAUGAAGAGCGCUGCAGGACUUCCAACAGAGCCUUCGUGGCUUUCAUGACACGGAAAGACGCAGAGCGAGCUUUGGCUGCGCUAGAUGGUAAAGUGAUUAUGGGCUUCGAAAUGAAGCUGGGAUGGGGCAGACCAGCUCGGAUUCCACCUCAGCCGCUCUACACUCCAGUUGGGGUGAGGGCAGCGCCGCCACCUCAGUCUGGGCUUCCUUUCAACGCUCAGCCAAGGGAUCGCUUUCGAAAUGACUUCACCAAACCCCUGGCCUUGUCCAAAGUAGAUCUUGACAAGACUCUGUCCGAAGCCGUAGUCAAAGUGGUUAUCCCGACCGAAAGAAAUUUAUUGUUCCUCAUCCAUCGAAUGAUAGAGUUUGUGGUGCGUGAAGGUCCUUUGUUUGAAGCCAUGAUAAUGAACAAAGAAAAAAACAACUCAGACUACAGGUUCCUUUUUGACAACAAGAGUCAAAAUCACGUUUACUAUCGCUGGAAACUAUUCUCCAUCCUGCAGGGAGAGUCCCUGACCAAAUGGAGGACCACAGAUUUCCGUAUGUUCCGAGGCGGCUCCCUUUGGAGGCCUCCCAUCCUCAACAGCUACUUGGACAGAGAUGAGGAAAAGGAUGAAGGGGAGGAGGUCGCGUCUCCGGAGGAGGAGGUGAAGAAGGGACAGCUCCGAGCCGAGCACAGACAGAGGCUGGAGGUGUUGCUUCAGGAGCUCACUCCCAGCAAAGGAGACAUCGCCGGCGCUAUGUUCUUUUGUCUUGAACGAGCCGACGCAGCGGAAGAAGUCGUGGGACACGUCACGGAAUCGUUUUCUUCGGCUCAGACUUCCCUACAGAAGAAGAUUGCCAGCUUAUAUCUAGUAUCAGAUAUUUUAUACAACUCCAGUGCCAAAGUAGCAGGGGCAUCAUAUUACCGGAAACAUUUUGAAUUGAAGCUGUCGCAGAUAUUUGGAGUGCUUCACGAAGCGUACAAAAACAUACAAGCCAGGCUGCAAGCUGAACAGUUUAAGCAAAAGGUCACGAGUUGUUUUCGAGCUUGGGAAGACUGGGCCAUAUACCCACAGCCUUAUCUUAUCCACCUCCAAAAUAUCUUCCUGGGCUUUGCCAAAGUUGGCCAAGAGUUGACAGAAGUGGCAGAUGAAGCUUCCUUCAAACUUGACGGCAUGCCGAUAGACAGCGCUCUCAUAGACGGGCUGCCUUUAAGCAAAGUGCCAGCGGAUGACCUGGACGGCUGCCCUAUCGGGUGGGACUCCCUGGACGGCGUUCCUGUCGAUGACCUAGACGGCGUUCCCUUGGGAAGUGCCAUGGACGACAUUGACGGAAUGCCACUGGAUGACAACAAGGUGGCCCUUCCCAGAGGGCCAUUGUCCAAGUGGGAGAAGCCGGCCGAUGACGAGACUUUGUCACAAGCCUUGCCCAAGUCCAAGUGGAGCGUUAAGUCAAGCAAGGACAAUGAAGUGAAUGUAAGUGUCAAGCCACUGGAUGGAGGCAACUCUGAGAGUGACAGCAGCGAUGACUUGAGCAGUUCUCCCAAACAUGACAGCGCACAUUUCCCGAGCUCACUCAGAGGUUUUCAAAUGUCUGAGAGCCAAAGAAAAAAGCUGAGAGAGCUGGAAUUAAAAGUUAUGAAAUUCCAAGAUGAGCUAGAAAGUGGCAAGAGGCAGAGGAAGUCCGGCAUGAGCAUCCAACAGCACGUGGAACAUUACAGGAACAAACUGCUGCAAAAGGAAUUUGAAAAGGAUGACGAGAAACCUGAAAGCUCAACAUCCAAAUCAAAAGAGAGGCCGACAGAGGAGAAAAAGGACAAAAAGAAGAGCAAAAAAAGUGAAAAUGGAGACAGGCAACGGAGUCGAGAUUCUGACAGGCGCAGCCGGAAAUCAAAUAGCAUUUCUCCUUUAAAGUGUCCCAGACAGUCCAAACGGUCCCGAUCUCCAUCUCCAGAGUGGAGAGGGCGGCGAUCUCGGUCCCGGUCACAGUCCCCACAUCGUUCACACAAGAAGACAAAAAAGAGUAAACAUUGACUCUGGCUGCCAGGCCUGCAACGGUAAGCAGGUGUCCACCACUCACAGCGCUCCGUCCGUCGUCUUGGUCCCAAACAACACCUCCCUCGUUCCCGCAAGAUUCUGCUCUCUUUUGUAUCAUAUUUGGACACUAAUUAUAUUUUUGUUUUACGUUUGUUUAUAAAAUAAUUUGAAAUGUGCGAUGCUCAAACAUUAAAAUGACUUUUAGUGAUUAUAUGAA